Molecule: messenger RNA, 3748 nt
Organism: Odocoileus virginianus texanus
Lineage: Eukaryota; Metazoa; Chordata; Mammalia; Artiodactyla; Cervidae
Gene: MOGS
Product: mannosyl-oligosaccharide glucosidase
Biological process (GO): oligosaccharide metabolic process; protein N-linked glycosylation
Cellular component (GO): endoplasmic reticulum membrane
Molecular function (GO): Glc3Man9GlcNAc2 oligosaccharide glucosidase activity
Source: RefSeq, a predicted model, not a curated record
CUGGGAAGAUCUCACAUGCCCCAGCCAACUAAGCGCUUGCACCACAAGUACUACUGAGCCUGCACUUUAGAGCCCCAGCUGCACAAUAAGAGAAGCCAGAGCAGUGAGAACCCAUGCAUCACGAUGAAGAGCAGCCCCUACUCACAACUGGAGAAAAUCCGUGUGCAGCAAGGAAGACCCACGACAGCCAAAAAUAUAUAUAUAUAUUUUUAAUGUAACCUUGACUCUACGUCAACAUCAAGUGCAGAUGCCACCUCUUUGCUACAGCCUUUCCUGACCUGGACAUAAGCAAUCUUUCCCGUAAGCACCUUUGCUUCUUGGGUUGUAGAAAAGGCUAAAAAAAAAAAAGUGUACACAGCACCAUUAUGGUCCUUUUAGGGUUCAUCUAAAUUAAGAACCCUAGACUGGAAAUGCCACAGCAAACGUCAGAGUGAGGCUUAAAGACACUGCUGGGAAAGAUGCUCUUGUAUCCACUCCAUUUCACUAGGAAAAAAGGCAUAGGUAUGUGGACAAUAUGGUGCAGUCUAAUUCAGAUACACCUAGGUUCCAAGCUAGCCACUUAGCUCUGUGGCCAGGGCCAGCUUAUUGAACUUUCUAGGCCACGGUUUUCAGCCACUAGAUUGGGACGCUGUGAGGAGAGGCUAAAAGUAAAACAAGAUGGCGUCUCAGGCUCUUAAUAUAUAGAAUUCACUAAAAGGGGAAAAGAGACAACUGUGAGGUUGGUUUUUCCUACUAGCCUGUGAACUCUGAGAAGGCCAAAUAAACGCUGAACCAGUGGACACAGCUCAGAAGGCCCACCUCCGAGAUCAACUUUACGCCACGAGGGCGACAGCCUUUCCCGGUCGUGGAGCCUAACCUGACGUGGCGGGGCGGGACUUCCGGGAGGAGGCGGAAGCCGAGCUCUAGGCACCGGCGGGCAGAGGCGGCUGACACAUCGGUGGUCGCCCCCGGCGCCGCUAAAGGCUAGCAGGCAAAGCAGGCCCGGGCUCUGUUGCCAUCUUCCCGGGUCCCCGCGACGACGAUUUCUGUGCAAGGAUGGCUCGGGGCGAGCGGCGGCGCCGCGGAGCGCCGGCAGACGGAGCGCGCACGGCAGAGAGGGCGACUCGGGGAGGCCCCGCACGGCGGGAUGGCCGGGGCGGCAGGGCUGGGGGCGCGGCUCUGGCCGUAGUGGUCCUGUCUCUGGCCCUGGGCCUGUCCGGUCGCUGGCUUCUGGCGUGGUACCGUGCGCGGCGGGCUGUCAUGCUGCACUCCGCGCCGCCGGCGCUGCCUCCCGACUCUUCCAGCCCUGCCGUGGCUCCGGACCUCUUCUGGGGCACCUACCGCCCUCACGUCUACUUCGGCAUGAAGACCCGAAGCCCGCAGCCCCUCCUCACCGGACUGAUGUGGGCGCAGCAAGGCACCACCCCAGGGACCCCUAAGCUCAGGCACACGUGUGAGCAGGGGGACGGCGUGGGUCCCUAUGGCUGGGAGUUCCACGACGGUGUCUCCUUCGGGCGGCAACACAUCCAGGAUGGGGCCUUAAGGCUCACCACUGAGUUCGUCAAGAGGCCUGGGGGUCAGCACGGAGGGGACUGGAGCUGGAGAGUGACUGUAGAGCCUCAGGCCUCAGGUACCUCUGCCCACCCUCUGGUGUCCCUGUUCUUCUAUGUGGUAACAGACGGCAAAGAAGUCCUUGUGCCAGAGGUUGGGUCUAAGGGGCAGUUGAAGUUCAUCAGUGGGCACACCAGUGAGCUUGGUGACUUCCGCUUUACACUUCUGGCACCAACCAGUCCAGGAGAUACCACCCCCAAGUAUGGCAGCUACAAUGUCUUCUGGUCCUCCAACCCAGGACUUCCCUUGCUGACAGAGAUGGUGAAGAGUCGCCUAAAUCACUGGUUUCAGCAUCGGCCCCCCGGGGCUUCCCCUGAACGCUACCUCGGCUUGCCAGGAUCUCUGAAGUGGGACGACAGAGGCCCGAGUGGGCAAGGACAGGGACAAGGGCAGUUUUUGAUACAACAGGUGACACUGAAAGUCCCCUUUUCUGUGGAGUUGGUGUUUGAAUCAGGCAGUGCCCGGACAGGAGGCAGCCAAGCCCCAGAGCAGCUGACAGGCAGCCUGCUGACCCACACCCUGGAAGACCAUGCUGAAGCCUUUAGAGAGCGCUUUGAAAAGACCUUCCGGCUAAAGGAGAAGGGCCUGAGCCCUGAGGAGCAGGCUUUGGGUCAGGCUGCCCUCAGUGGCCUUCUUGGUGGGAUUGGCUACUUCUAUGGACAGGGUCUGGUGUUGCCAGACAUGGAGGUUGAGGGGUCUGAGCAGAAGGUGGACCCAGUCCUCUUUCCAUCUGUCCCUCUUUUCACAGCAGUGCCCUCUCGGUCAUUCUUCCCAAGAGGCUUCCUUUGGGAUGAGGGCUUUCACCAGCUGGUGAUCCAACGGUGGGAUCCCCAGCUCACCCGGGAAGCCAUAGGCCACUGGCUGGGGCUGCUUAAUGCCGAUGGCUGGAUUGGGCGGGAGCAGGUGCUGGGGGAUGAGGCCCGAGCCCGGGUGCCCUCAGAGUUCCUGGUGCAAAGGACAGCCCAUGCCAACCCUCCAACUCUGCUUUUGCCUGUAGCCCACAUGCUAGACGGUGGUGACCCUGCCGACUUGGCCUUCCUCCGCAGGGCCUUCCCUCGCCUGCGUGCCUGGUUCUCCUGGCUUCAUCACAGCCAGGCAGGGCCAGUGCCACUAUCUUACCGCUGGCGCGGCCGGGACCCAGCCUUGCCAACCCUACUAAACCCCAAGACGCUGCCUUCGGGCCUGGAUGACUACCCCCGGGCUUCACACCCUUCGGCCAGUGAGCGGCACCUGGAUCUGUGGUGCUGGGUGGCCCUGGGUUCCCGUGUGCUGAAGCGGCUAGCCGAGCAGUUGGGAGAGGCUGAGGCGGCUGCAGAGCUGGGCCUGCUGGCUGCCUCCCUGGAAGCAGAGGAGAGCCUGGAUGAGCUGCACUGGGCCCCAGAGCUGGGAGUCUUUGCAGACUUUGGGAACCAUACAAAAGCGGUGCAGCUGAAGCCUCGGCCCCCUCAGGGGCUGAUGCGGGUGGUGGGCCGGCCCCACCCUCACUUACAGUUUGUGGAUGCCUUGGGCUACGUCAGUCUUUUCCCCUUUCUGCUGCAGCUGCUGGACCCCAAUUCACCUCGCCUUGGACCCAUGCUGGAUGUUCUAGCUGAUCGGCGUCAACUCUGGAGCCCCUUUGGUUUGCGCUCUCUUGCAGCGUCCAGCCCCUUUUACAGCCAGCGCAAUUCAGAGCAUGAUCCUCCCUACUGGCGAGGGGCUGUGUGGCUCAAUGUCAACUACCUGGCACUGGGGGCUCUGCACUACUAUGGGCAUCUGGAGGGUCCCCACCAGGCCCGUGCUGCCAGGCUCCACAGAGAGCUCCGCGCCAAUCUGGUGGGCAAUGUGAGACGGCAGUACCAGGCCACAGGCUUCCUGUGGGAGCAGUACAGUGACCAGGACGGGCGAGGCAUGGGCUGCCGCCCUUUCCAGGGCUGGACCAGCCUUGUCCUACUGGCCAUGGCUGAAGACUACUGAAGGGGGAGCGUGGGAGGAGAAACCAGCCUGCUUAUUCCAUUCUGGACUAGAGGGACAGGUCUCUCACUUCUGCCCCUAGCUGUCAGAUACCAGUGCUUCAAACCCUCCUCAGCUCAUCUCAGGUGUCUCCUAACCGACAUCCCACCUAGCCCUGGGGUGAAUGUGAAUUCAGAGUCUAUUUUUCUAAAUAAAUGGGAAAACCAUG